Rana temporaria (common frog) is the source of this 1891-nucleotide messenger RNA. RefSeq names its product 4F2 cell-surface antigen heavy chain-like. The record is from RefSeq and is a predicted model, not a curated record. The coding region runs from base 61 to 1743 and encodes 560 amino acids. The transcript is spliced from 10 exons. Gene Ontology annotation, biological process: carbohydrate metabolic process; amino acid transport. Lineage: Eukaryota; Metazoa; Chordata; Amphibia; Anura; Ranidae.
AAAGAGGCUGUGCCUGGAGUGAAGGGAGGGGCAGAGGUUCUAUUUAAAGGACACCCAUCCAUGCAUAGCAGACUCAACCCUGACAGCUGCCUGAGAACACACGGCACAAACCGCUUGACAUUGGAUAUGACACAAGAUAAAGUCCUAGACAUGAAGGACGUGGAACUGAAUGAGAUUGACCCAGAGAAGCAACCUAUGGCCACAGGGGCUGAAGACCCUCCAGUUGGUGGAGGCGGUGAAAAAAAUGGUGUUGUUAAAGUUAAACUGGAGGAUGAGGAUGACGACGACAGCAACCGGGCCCAGAAGUUUACUGGCCUGUCCAAGGAAGAGCUUCUGAAAGUUGCUGGCACCCCAGGGUGGGUGAAAGUCCGGUGGGCUCUCCUGAUCCUUUUCUGGCUAGGCUGGUUAGGAAUGCUGGCCGGGGCCGUGGUUAUCAUCGUCCAAGCUCCUCGCUGUCGUCCUCUACCUGUGAUGGAGUGGUGGAACAAGGGACCUCUUUAUCAGCUAGGAGACCCUGACACCUUCCAAGAUUCAAAUGCCGAUGGAGUUGGUGAUAUUGCUGGUAUACAAGAUCGCCUGGAUUCUCUCAGCACCCUCAAGGUGAAAGGCCUGGUGAUUGGACCCCUGCAUGCUACUGCAGCCCUUUCAGAUGCUAAAUUUACAGAAAUUGACACCAAAUAUGGCACAGUGGACGACUUGAAAAAGUUGUUAGAGGCAGCACGUAAGAAGAGUAUUCAGAUCAUUUUGGAUCUCACUCCAAACGACGGUGGCAGCAGUUCUUGGUCAAAUGGGACAGCACCAGAACUGCUAAACAACAUUAAAGAAGCCAUGAACUUUUGGCUUGAUUUUGGUGUUGGAGGAAUUUAUUUUAACGGGAUUGAGAGCAUAGAUAAUCCAGGUGAGGUUCUUGAAGAACUGAGGAACAUUACUGCCAACCACAGCUCAGAUGGGAAAGCAAGGGUGCUGCUUACCUCAGCUAUUGACCCUCUGAGUGACAACAUUCUAACAAUGCUUAAUGACACUGCCGGUGGCUUGUUAACUGCACGCUACCUGAUAAACAAUGACAACUCCAGUGAAGGGUCCCUAGGAAAUCGCAUCAAGCAGUACCAACAGGUUGCCAGUGAACAGGACUGGAUCCUUUGGGCGGUCAGACCACGGUUGGGACACAUGGCCUCUGCGGUGCACGAGAAGCUCUUGCGUGUUUACCAGCUGCUGCUUUUCACUCUUCAGGGCACACCUCUUACUUUGUAUGGGGAUGAAAUUGGACUCAAAGAUUUGCCUGGACAACCUGCAGCCAGUUCUCCUUACAUGCAGUGGGAUGAUAGCAAAAACCAUGGAUUUUCUCAAGGAGAACGAGAAAUAAAACCUAAUGUCAAUGAGAACAUCACAUUUAAGGGACAAGAAGACAACAAGGAUUCAAUCCUCAGUGUAUACAAACGUUUGAGUGAGCUGCGUGGAAAAGAGCGAUCGCUUCUGCAUGGAGAUUUCACACUACUUCAUCAAAGUGACACAUCACUAGCAUAUGAGCGCAGUUGGGACCAAAAUGAAAGAUUUGUGUCUGUAGUAAACUUUGACCCAGACAUGGAGAUAAGCGUGACAAUAACGCACGCAAACCUGCCAGAGCAAUGUACGGUGGUGCUGAGCUCAAAUUCAGAGAGGAAGGAGGGUAGCAGUAUCUCUCUAAAGGAUCUGAAGCUAGUGCCAGGAGAGGCUCUACUGCUCAAACACCCCUACAGCGGGUAGAUAAUCCUCCUGUAAAAAGGGGAAUUUUCACAUUCCAUAUUCUGACCCUAUUAUUCCACAUUAAGAGGCUCACUAUGUAAGAAAAUGGCUACACAUGGGAUUUUAUAUUGCACUUCUGUGUGAAAAAAAAAAAAAGCCCACGUUUGAU